AUGGAAGACUUACACGAUUUUUGGAGUGAUAACUGGUCUCCAUAUGGUAACAUAGCAGACUUCCUUCAUCUCCCCUCGAAUGGAAGACUGGGUAUCAGCAGGUCAGCUACGAUCUCAGACCUCUACUCCAAUGGGGCUUGGAAUCUACCUGCUGACCGAUCAGAAGAGCAAGUCCUCCUUCACAUCUACAUGUCGUCUAUCACCCUGAAUCAGGAAGAAGAUCAAUAUGAUUGGGUAAUUAACAACAACUCAUAUAUUGCCUACUCUACUGGAACAGUAUAUGCCGCACUGAAACAUCAUAAUCCAAUUGUUACCUGGGCUGAUACGGUAUGGUUGAGUAAGGAUAUCCCGAAGCACAGCUUCUUGACUUGGCUGUUCGUUUUGAACCGGUGUUCAACAAGAGACCGCCUUCUGAAUUGGGGAGUCCUGACAGACCCGAUGUGCCUCCUCUGCAAUCUCGCGCCUGAGACACGUGAUCAUCUUUUCUUCGCCUGCGAUUACUCCCGCCGUAUCUGGACUUCGAUUGCAACACGCUGUGGAAUCACACCAUCUCCCUCUUGGGAUCAAAAUCUCCUAGACAUGCAAUCCACUCUCAAGCCUCGCCAUAUCAGGUAUCUCGGUACUUUAUCGUGGCAGUGCUCUAUGUACUUGAUUUGGACAGAGAGGAACAACAGGCUGCAUCGACAAGUUUUCAGACCUCCGGAUUCGAUCAUAUCCUCCAUUGAAGCAACCAUCAGAGCCAAAAUCUCGGCGAUCCGUCACACCUCUUCGCGCUUAGCCUUCUCUGUUUUCUCCGCUUGGAAUGCCUAA
Molecule: messenger RNA, 810 nt
Organism: Raphanus sativus (radish)
Lineage: Eukaryota; Viridiplantae; Streptophyta; Magnoliopsida; Brassicales; Brassicaceae
Exons: 1
Coding region: 1-810 (269 amino acids)
Source: RefSeq, a predicted model, not a curated record